Cuscuta epithymum is the source of this 2179-nucleotide messenger RNA. Lineage: Eukaryota; Viridiplantae; Streptophyta; Magnoliopsida; Solanales; Convolvulaceae. The record is from the annotation of a GenBank genome assembly.
GCCCAGUGCAAAAACAGUCUGGCCCAGUACAGAAUUAAUAUAGCUCAGUGCAAAAAAUCAGUCCAUUGCUAAUCUAAAGAAAAAAGAAGAGAUUUUUAGCCCCCGAACAUCGGUCGUCCUGGCUACGCCCCUGCUCAAAGAACUUUCAAGAUCAAGUCAAACCAUUUCAAGAACCAAACUACUCCAUGCCAUAAUUCUCAAGACCCUUCCGUCUGACCCUUUUUAUGCUACAAGAAUCAUCAGAUACUAUGCGCUCCAUGAUGACGUCAUCUCUGCCCGCCACCUGUUCGAUGAAACUCCCAAGGGAAGUAUUUUCCUAUGGAACUCGAUUAUUCGUGCUUAUGCGAGAAGCCACUGGUUUUCCAGUGCAAUGGAGCUGUUCAAAGAUAUGAUGUGCUCGGAAACGAGGCCAGAUAACUUCACAUUUGCCUGCAUUUUACGGGCCUUCUCCGACAAGUUCGAUUUCAGUGGGUUGAGAGUUGUUCAUGGAGGACUGGUCGUUUCAGGCUUGGAAUUGGAUUCCAUUUGUAGUAGUCAACUUGUCAGUGCAUAUUCCAAGUUGGGUUGCUUGGAGGAGGCCAUCAAGGUGUUUAAUGGGAUAGCCGAGCCAGAUCUAGUGCAUUGGAAUUCAAUGAUUUCGGGGCAUGGAUGCAUUGGGGAUUGGAAAAAGGGCCUUCAGCUUUUCAUUAAGAUGCAGAGAAUGGGAAAACAGCCUGAUGCGUAUACAUUCGUUGGCCUGGCUUCAGGUUUGGAUUCACCCAGUUUGCUCAGAAUAGGAGAAAACGUUCACAGCAUGUGUUUAAAAACUGGUUUUCAUUCAAAUGCUCAUAUGGGUAGUCUUCUGGUGAGUAUGUAUUCGAGAUGUAACUGUAUGAAUUCAGCUUGUAGGAUCUUUGAAUGUUUACUAGAGCCUGACAUGGUUACUUGGUCUGCAAUGAUAUGUGGCCUAUGUGAAGCAGGGGAUAUUAGGAAAGCAUUGGAUUUCUUCAGGAAAAUGAAUACAAAAGGCAGAAAAGGCGAUCAUUUAUUGAUCGCUAGUGGGCUCUCUGCUGCAUCUCAAUUAGCGAUAGUCCGGCCUGGUAGGGAGAUGCAUGGUUAUGCUUUUCGCCAUUUCUGCCAUGUGACGAUUUUGGUAUCUUCUGCUCUAAUUGACAUGUAUUCUAAAUGUGGGUUCUUGAUGUUGGCUAUACAAGUGUUCAGAACCAUGCCAAUUAAGAACAUCAUUGCAUAUAAUUCAAUGAUUUCAAGCCUUGGUUUACACGGAAAACCAUAUGAGGCUUUUCUAAUUUUUGAGGAGGUUUUGGAGAAUUGUGAGUGCACUAAACCGGAUGAAGCAACUUUAUCUGCUCUUCUUUGUGCUUGCUGCCAUGCCGGUCUUGUAAAUGAGGGAAGGAGAUAUUUCAGGACAAUGAGGGAGAAAUUCGGCAUUCAAGCUCAAACCCAACAUUAUGUUUAUAUGGUAAAGCUUCUUGGGAUGGAUGGAGAGUUGGAAGAAGCAUAUAAACUUAUCCAAUCUAUUCAAGAACCUGUGGAUUUUGGCAUUUGGGGGGCACUAUUGUCAUGCUGUGAAGCUCAUGGAAACUACAGACUGGGAGAGAUUGCAGCUCAGCAUCUCUUUGAAAAUAAGCUGCAGAAAAGUAGUUAUGGGGUAAUGGUAUCCAAUAUGUACGCCAGAGAUGGGAGAUGGGAGGAUGUAAAGAAGGUGAGGGUUGAUAGGGAAGCUGUAAAUGGAAAGAUUCCAGGCAAGAGUUGGAUUAGUAAUAGGAAAAAAUAAUGAGGUGUAUCAUGCAACAAGAACAACAUGCAGUCAGAAGUGAUGUUAGAUAUAACCUCUAUUCUUUUCAUUACGUACCGUUCUGUGAUGUGGUAUCCGUCUUAUAAACCUUAUAGAUGGGUUCCACUAUUGUUUCAAUCCGUAGCAUAAUAGGCAUUACACUAUAGUUUUCGUCAAUCAACUUCAUUGUUAUGUAUAGCUUGAGUGUAUGACGUACAUGUGUAAACUUCCACCUACUUAGUGGUGGUUGAGGUUUUUUUUUGUUUUGUUCAUGCAUGCAGGAUAGAUGGGAGAGUCACUGUCAUUUCACAUUUAUUUUUGCAGAUGACCACCUCAUUUUCAUUAAAUCAAAUGUCCAUGUCAAACACAACCUUACAGUGUAUGAUGAAGCCGCUUAGGUAAAAA